AUGAUCACCGUUAUCGGAUCACUUAACUACGACUUGGUCACAUACACAGACAAAGUUCCUGAGGCAGGAGAAACAUUCCAAGCGAAUGCUUUCGAGAAUCACCAUGGAGGGAAGGGCUUGAAUGAAGCUUUGGCUUGUGCCAAGUUGCGCAGUUCCGACAAGACCGUUGUGAAAAUGAUUGGCAAUGUAGGUUCUGAUACUUUUGGGAAAGAGUUAAGACACUCUCUCGAACAGGCCAAUGUCGACACCACGUUUGUGAAGACAUUGGAUAACCAAUCUUCUGGUGUGGCGGUGAUCUUGGUUGAGAGUUCGGGUGAGAACCGCAUUUUGAUCACUGCUGGAGCCAAUGGUGAAUUGAAGCCUACUGAAGAGGAUUUCCGUACUUAUUUCAAGGACAGCCAUGCUGCUGGGGAUUUCCUUGUCUUGCAAAAUGAGUUCCCCUUUACACUUCAAACCAUCGAAUGGGUGAAGGCGAAUAAACCAUCAAUCAACAUCGCAUACAACCCCUCACCUUUCUACGAGGAACUCAUGACACCCGAGCUAAUGUCGAAAAUUGAUUUGAUCAUUCUUAAUGAAGGUGAAGCUCUUAGCGUUGCCACUAAUGUGUUGAGCAAGUCUGAUAUCACUGAUUUCAAGUCCACCAUUGCGUCUAAUGCAGUGAAAGGCUUCUCACAAUUAGCCGAGAAACUAAAAUCCAUGAUAGGGAAAGACAACUGUAAUACAGUGAUAAUUACGAUGGGUAGCAAAGGUGCAAUUUACACAAGCCACGAGGACACAGCCAUGUUUCAACCCGCUCUACAGGUGACAAAUAUCGUUGACACAACUGGUGCUGGUGACACAUUUUUUGGAGCAGUUGUUCUGCACCUUAGUGAAGGGAAGUCUUUGGAAAAGGCUAUAGAGUUCGCUACAACAGCCAGCGGCCUCGCAAUCCAAAAGAAAGGAGCGGCAGAAGGGAUUCCUUCUUACGAUGAGGUAAAAGAAGCAAGUAAUUAA
Messenger RNA from Clavispora lusitaniae ATCC 42720, 993 nucleotides. It is a transcript of the gene RBK1, whose product is annotated as putative ribokinase. The record is from RefSeq and is a predicted model, not a curated record. Gene Ontology annotation, molecular function: ribokinase activity. Lineage: Eukaryota; Fungi; Ascomycota; Pichiomycetes; Serinales; Metschnikowiaceae. Gene Ontology annotation, biological process: D-ribose metabolic process.